GUGUAGCUUCCCCCACAGUAGCCCUAAUAAACUCGACAAAAAGACAAUCCUAUUUAUCUCCCCAUUCGAUAACAACUUCGCUUCCUCCAACCUUCUCUUCCUUUCCUCGUCUCUGAUCUGUAGACCCUAAUUAUCCACAAUCGCCGCUCAUCAGAUCUCCCUCCUCCCACUCGUCGACACUCCCAGCUGAAAUUGACCAAUUCCGUUUCUGGGUUUUUAUAAAAAUCAAUCCUUUAUAUCUCUCAUCAUCUGAAUCGAGGAGAUAAGAUGUUUGGUGGUGGAAACAGGAGAGACGAAGGAUCGAUGCCGAUUCAGAACACAAACUUGUUCGCUGCUCUGGAUACUCGGAAGAAGAAGAAGAAGUCCGAUAAGAGCAAAGGCUCUUCUUCAUCGCGUCAAGAUCCGGUGAAGGAGCCUGAGCCACAGGUCUUCUGGGCUCCUACGCCUCUUAAAGCUAAGGCUUGGGCGGAUAUCGAUAGUGAUGAUGAAGAUGAUGACUAUUUCGCUACCACUGCUCCUCCUAAGGCCUUGUGGAGUACCUCUGAUGCGUCUCAUGAGGAUGCUAAAGAGGUUCACGUUGAGGAAAGUGAGAGUGAAGAGGAUAUACUUGAGGAAGGUGAUGAUGAUGAUGAUUUGGAGGAAGAGAAUGAGACGCAAGUUCAUCCAGAAGCAGAGGCUGAGGUGAAGAAGGCGGCUCCUGAAGUUGCUGCACCACCACCUAAGGAGGCAGAGAGGCAGCUUUCCAAGAAAGAGAGGAAACAGAAGGAACUUGCUGAGUUAGACGCUUUGUUAGCUGAUUUUGGAGCUGUACCCAACAAUGGUCAACAAAACUCUCAAGAUAAGCAAGAGAAGAAAGAAGCGAAUGGAGAGAAGAAGGAGAACACAGCCGGAGAAUCGAAGGCUUCAAAGAAGAAGAAAAAGAAGGAUAAACAGAAGGAGGUAAAAGAAACUCAGGAUGAAGUGAAGAGCAACUCAGAUGCUGGUGCCGGUGAGCAAGGGGAGGAGGAGGGUUCAUCUUCCAUGGAUAUGAAAGAACGGAUAAAGAAGAUGGCUUCCAUGAAGAAGAAGAAAUCAAGCAAGGAGACGGAUACUGGAGCAAAAAUUGCAGCACAAGAAGCAGCUGCGAGGAAGGCAAAGCUGGAGGCAGCAAAGAAGAAGAAAGAGAAGAGUCACUACAAUCAGCAGCCUGUGAGAUGAAACCAAUCACCCCACCCACCCCGUUUUGAUGAUAUGAACAUGUGUUUCUUCCCUCCUUUUUGCAGGGAAUGUGGUUGGGAUCAGAGAGUACUUUUAGAGACAUAUGACUUUGGUCUUUUUGAAUUAUGUUUUAUACAAUGGGUACAUGAAACAAGAUAAGCUUUCUCUUUUGAACUUUUUGCUCUUUCUUUCUAUUGGAUUAUCUUUGUGUCCUCUCUACUCUCUGCCAUCAGAUCCUAUCAAGGUGCAUUAUUUGAUUGCGAAUCCUCUAAUGGUGGAAUGUUUUGCAACAUUUUU
This is a messenger RNA of Eruca vesicaria subsp. sativa (arugula), 1494 nucleotides long. The record is from the annotation of a GenBank genome assembly. NCBI's taxonomy places the organism in Eukaryota, Viridiplantae, Streptophyta, Magnoliopsida, Brassicales, Brassicaceae.